This is a messenger RNA of Glycine soja, 993 nucleotides long. RefSeq lists its product as uncharacterized. The record is from RefSeq and is a predicted model, not a curated record. The coding region runs from base 1 to 993 and encodes 330 amino acids. Gene Ontology annotation, molecular function: nucleic acid binding; zinc ion binding. The transcript has 2 exons. Lineage: Eukaryota; Viridiplantae; Streptophyta; Magnoliopsida; Fabales; Fabaceae.
AUGGAUAUUGACUAUGCUAUAAGGAAGGAUGAGCCACCGGCUAUUACUGAAACUAGCGAACCUGAUGCUAUUGAUCUUUAUGAAAAGUGGGAGAGAUCUAAUCGUCUCUCCAUUAUGUUCAUAAAAACCAACAUAUCCGCUAGUAUCCGGGGUUCAGUUGACCAGCAUGAUAAGGUCAGAGAUCUGUUGAAAGCCAUUGAUGAACAGUUUACAACCUCUAAGAAGUCACUUGCUAGCACACUCAUUAUGCAAUUCUCUUCCAUUAAGCUUACUGGAACGAGGGGUGUGCGUGAACAUAUCAUGCGCUUAAGGGACAUAGUGGCUCAAUUGAAAACCCUGGAAGUUACCAUGUCUGAAUCCUUCCUGGUGAUAUGCUUCUUGAAAGGUUUAGGAGAAGUUUAUGGUAUUGUGAAACCAAAUAUUUUGAUGAUGGAUCCUCUCCCAUCCAUCAACAAGGCUUAUGCCUUAGUCUUGCAACAAGAAGGACAACUGCAAAGAAAUGGAACUAAUGACUCAAAGUUUUUUUUUACCUCCUCAAAUCAGCAGAAUAAUCUAGGGAAUUGGAGGCCACAAAGGAGAGGGGGUAGCAGCUUUGGUAGAGGAAGAGGUAAUGGAAUCUUGGGUAGAGGGGAUGGAAAUGCUGGAAGAGGAAGAGAACACAACUAUACAAGCAAACAGUGCACAUAUUGCAAUAAAUUUGGCCACAUAGUUAACCAAUGCUACUCAAAGCAUGGUUUUCCUUUGGGUUUCAAACCAAGAAACAACUAUGCAAUUAACAAUUUUGUGGCACCCGAGGGAGAACAAAGUCAGUCUGAAAUUGAUAAUUCUCUUCAAGGUUCACAAGGUGGAACCGUCACCUCUUCAGGAGUUCAGUUCAAACCUGAACAACUACAGCAGCUGCUCACUAUGUUGCAGCAGUCUUCCACUAAAUCAACUCACUUAGUAAGUCAGAUCAGUUCAGGGAAUGUUGAUGAAUCUUCCUCACAACAAUAA